UCAUGCACACAAGCCACCUAGUCCACACGCUCGACACGAGCACGCACAGACAUGAACACGCAGCAGCAACCGAAACACGCACAGACAGUGACAGACAGACAGACAGACAGACAUGGAUAUACGAACGUAUAGUACACACGCACCCAUCCAACACACGUGUAGGCAUGCAUCACCUUGCUGACUUACCAAUGAGUUCGCGCAGGUCCCUUCGCGCGUUGAGUUUGACGCACAGCAUGCGGGCGUUCUUAAUCAGACGCAUCAUGCUGUGCAUAUUAAUAUUCUGCACACACGCACAUACAUCAAUAAAAGCACGUGUCCAUAACGCGUGUCACCUGGUAAGUGAGACAGAGGCCGUCCAGCAGGCGCUGCCAACAGCCGGGCAUUGAAGCCCUGCAUAAUUGCGUAAGUGACACAGAAAUUGGCACAGGUGAGAUUCAUGCGUCGGUGAGACUGAUCUUUGUCCGCAUCUGUGUACGUGGGUACGACUUCCCAGAGUGACGACUGCACUCCCCCGCCCUCAUCGUCACCCACACCCGUGCUGAACAAACAAACAACUAUCACCGACACACACGCACCAAUGAGUGCUCACGCGUUGAUGUCAUCAUGUGUCGGCGGUACGUACCUGCUGGGCCUGUGCUUCUUUGGGGGGAUGUUCGUGUCGGGCACCAGAUCCUAAAACCAUAAGGCUGCCUGCACAGACAGAGAAGAGCAUGCAUGUACAACACACGCAUACAUCCAUCCAUGUGUGCGUGAGUGCGUGAGAGCGUGGGUGCCUGUCUGAUGGGUCUGUCCAGCCCCCGCGCCGUCCACUCGUGCUGGUCAUCAGUCAUGCUGGGACAAACAAUCCAGGAACGCUGAAUACCGCAAACACACACAUUUACGUGAAUGAAUAAACGAGUGAAUGAAUGGCUGUGUCGUACCCUCGUGGUCAUGAUCGUCGGUAUGCUGCCGCUCCGCGAUGGGCGGGGGGAAGGGUUUCAGCGCAAUCACUGCACGCCAUACACACACACACACGUGCACUGUGCACCGACCGAGAGAGCGUGCGGCGGUGUAAGGGUCUGUACGGACCUUUUUCUGUGGUGGGUUGUUAGGAAGCAGACGCACACGAUACGAUAUACAUUCAUGGACGUGGGGGGGUGUCCGUGUGCGUAGGUACCUGAGGAAGGUGACGCUUUCGGUAGGGCCUCUCAGCUCGACCGACGCUGCGGUUGAAGCCGUCAAGACUACACAACGUACAUGCAAGAAAGAUCGAUACAUACAUGUAUGUGUGAGUGGGCAGGCAUCUAUUCACUGACCCGGCGUCCACAUCGUUGCAAAACACGGUGGCCACGGCACCAACAGGAUAAUCCACACACGUACACCCAUCCAUCGAUCCAUCGUGCCUCUAUGCUGUUCUCAUCGACCUACCUGCCAUUCCGGGCAUUCCGCAGCUGAGAGUCAUUUUGGAGGGGACGUGUGCAGCGGGAGGUAGUAGUAGUACUGGCGCAGCCUCUGGCAGAUGGGCAGGUCGCUCGCUCGCUCGCUCGCACGCUCCCACGCUCGCAAAGACAUGCAGGCUGCAGACACACACUCACUCGAUUAAUUGAGCACGUGUGCAUCAAUCUCUCUAAGUGUGCAUGUGUGACUACCAUGUGUCUGCACUUGAGUCCGCUCAUGUCACAACGCAACCCAGCCAGGAAAUCAGUCAACAAAGGGGAACCUAUAGAUACCACACAUAUCACGUAUGAAUGUGGGUGGGUGGAUGGAUGGAUGUGUGCAUCAUGGUGCCCUCUGAGUGAAUGCGUACCGAUCUUGAUGCUCUUCUCGCACCGUUUGCGAUCCUUCUCCAGCUUCUCAGCUGCCUUGGCCAGCAGAGCUCGCACCUCUGAACACACAUACACACACACAAAUACACGCGUACAUCCGUAUAUGCGUACAGUGGUGCUUCUGACCUUUAGCCUGUGAGGUGUGUGCGGCCAUGAGCUCAUGGAUGUCGGGGGAGGGGGGAGGCACAGAAGGCUGCACGCACGGACGCACAACCAUGAAUGUGUUUUGUGCGCAUAGAAAGAUGGAUGCUUGCCCCUGUGCGGCCUCGUCAAGCAAAGACUGUUAUUCAGAUAGAGACAUGUACAGAGAGAGGUGAGGUGAGAGACGCAUACACUAGUCCUGUUGGUGCGGGAGCAAUGCAAUUACACCCAUCCACCCCCUCACCUCGUCGUGUUUCUUCCUCUUGCCGGCCGUGCUGGGGGCCGGCAGGCAAAAGUAAUGUACAAAUGCAGAUGGAUGCUGCAGGUGUGGCUGAAUGGUCGAUGUGUACACGUACCGUUUGUCGUUUGCGGCCGGGCGGGCUGUUGUUGUCUUGCUUGCGGGGUGCUGAGUUCGUCGUCGCCCUACUCGCCCUACCGGUGUCCAAGUAUUCAUAUGUGUAUGCAGAUGGAUGGAUGGAUGGAUGGACUCACCUUUGCAAAUGCGGAUGGCGGAGCCAUUGGGGAGCGAUUCUGUGAACAUACAGGUAAGGUGCCUGUGCAUGCGUAUUGUAUAGGCAGGCAUGAGACCUCCGUCCACUCAGCCUCACACCCAACAUGGUGGUUGUCGUGAUCAUGAUCCUGGUCGUCAUUCCCGCUGCAGCACACAGGCAGACACGCAGACAAGCACACACACAUGGAUGGAUUUGCUCCACGUGUAAUACGUGUUGUGUGGGCACGUGCGCACCUGGGUGAACAUCCAUCUCAUUCAGCACGGCGAAGGCGUUCUCGGUCGACCUGUAUACGCACACAUACAGACACACGUGUAUGCAUCCCCUCGACGGUCCGUUCGUCCGUCCAUACCUCUCUCUGCUGGGGCACAAGGAGGUGGUGUUGAAGGAGGGGGUCAGGACGGACCUGGUGAUCCGUGGUGUGUGGGACCGCCAGAGGGAUGCAUCAUUCGACGUGUGCGUCACUGACGCUGAUGCUCCCUCAUACGGUACUCGCCCCACGCGAUCCAU
Messenger RNA from Vitrella brassicaformis, 2965 nucleotides. The record is from the annotation of a GenBank genome assembly. NCBI's taxonomy places the organism in Eukaryota, Vitrellaceae.